Messenger RNA from Drosophila eugracilis, 3248 nucleotides. It is a transcript of the gene LKRSDH, whose product is annotated as alpha-aminoadipic semialdehyde synthase, mitochondrial. Gene Ontology annotation, cellular component: cytoplasm. The coding region runs from base 118 to 2904 and encodes 928 amino acids. The transcript is spliced from 8 exons. NCBI's taxonomy places the organism in Eukaryota, Metazoa, Arthropoda, Insecta, Diptera, Drosophilidae. The record is from RefSeq and is a predicted model, not a curated record. Gene Ontology annotation, molecular function: saccharopine dehydrogenase activity.
GAGCUCGGAGCCAACGGAUCGGAUCAGCACACCAACCAAGGGAAGAAUAUAAACACUGCGAUCACAAUUAAGUUUGCACUUGAUCUGCUCGAACUGAUCCCACAAAGCUGCCGAAAUAUGUGGCGAGCGAUUCAACAGCGCGCAACAAUCGCGCAUCCGUUCACCAGGCAACGUCAUAGUCGCGUCAUUGCCAUUCGUCGAGAGGAUCAGUCGGUGUGGGAGCGACGAGCUCCCUUUGGACCCACCCACGUCCAGAAGUUGGUCAAGCAGAAUGUCAAGGUCAUCGUGCAGCCCAGCAAUCGUCGUGCAUAUCCCAUGCAGGCGUAUAUGCAGGCUGGAGCUCAUAUUCAGGAGGACAUCAGUGAUGCUUCCGUGAUUUUUGGAGUGAAACAAGUGCCCAUUGAUGCUUUGAUUCCUGGGAAAACCUACUGCUUCUUUUCGCACACGAUCAAGGCGCAGGAAUCCAAUAUGCCUUUACUAGACGCAAUUUUGGAAAAGAAAAUCAGGUUAAUCGACUACGAACGAAUUAUCGACGAACGCGGAGCCCGACAGGUGGCUUUUGGCAAAUAUGCCGGAGUCGCUGGCAUGGUGAACAUCCUCCAUGGCAUUGGAUUGCGUCUCUUGGCCCUGGGUCAUCAUACGCCUUUCAUGCAUAUCGGUCCCGCUCAUAAUUAUCGCAAUUCCUCGAUGGCUCGCCAGGCAAUCCGUGACUGUGGCUACGAGAUCUCACUUGGCAUGAUGCCCAAGUCCAUCGGUCCACUUACCUUUGUAUUUACUGGCUCUGGAAAUGUUUCCCAAGGAGCUCAAGAGGUGUUCUCCGAGCUGCCCAUAGAGUAUGUUCCCCCAGAGAUGCUUCGCAAGGUGGCCGAACAUGGAAAUCAAAACAAGCUGUAUGGCUGCGAGGUUAGCCGAUCAGAUCAUCUUGAGCGACGUGAAGGCGGUGGAUUUGAUGCCAAGGAGUACGAUGAGUUCCCCGAACGUUAUAUCUCCACCUUCAGCACCAAGAUAGCUCCAUAUGCAUCAGUUAUUGUGAACGGCAUCUACUGGGCUGUGGGCAGUCCCAAGUUAAUCAGUAUUCCGGAUGCCAAGAACCUGCUCCGUCCGGCCAAUACUCCCUGGUUGCCAACCAGCAAGGGUAGUCCCGCUUUGCCGCAUCGCAUGCUAGCGAUUUGCGACAUUUCCGCUGAUCCCGGUGGUUCCAUUGAGUUCAUGAACGAGUGCACCACCAUCGAUACUCCCUUUUGUUUGUAUGAUGCAGAUAGAAACAAGGAUACCAAGAGCUUCAAGGGUCCUGGAGUGUUGGUCUGCUCCAUUGACAAUAUGCCUACUCAAUUGCCAAGGGAGUCGACGGAUUUAUUUGGAGAGCUAUUAACGCCUCAUGUCCAUGACAUUAUCAAAAGUGAUGCCAAGAAGCCGCUGGCGGAGGAGCAGUUCUCUUACCCCAUUCAGUCGGCUAUUAUCGCUAGCAAUGGUGAGCUGACGGAGGGCUUCCAGUACAUUCAGGAGCUCCGAGAAUCGCAGAACCACCGCUCGCGCCACAAGAUGGAAGGAAGAUUUGAGUCGAACAAGAAGGUCUUGGUUCUGGGAGCUGGCAUGGUGUCUGCUCCCCUCGUAGAGUGGCUGCACCGCGAGAAGGAUGUCAGCAUCACGGUCUGCUCGCAGGUCAAGGAGGAAGCCGAUCGUCUGGCUCAACAAUAUGCCGGAGUGGACAGCGUCUACCUGGACGUGAACGAGAGCACGGGGCAUCUUCAGGAGCUGUGUGGAAAGGCUGAUGUGGUGGUUUCCCUGCUUCCCUACAGUCUCCACGGCAUGGUGGCACGUUAUUGCGUGGCGGAGGGUACCCACAUGGUCACCGCGAGUUAUCUGAACGACGAGAUCUCUGGAUUGCACGAUGAGGCCAAGGCUAAGGGAGUGACCAUCAUGAAUGAGGUGGGCUUGGACCCGGGAAUCGAUCACCUUUUGGCUCUGGAAUGCAUACACGAGGUGCAGGACAAAGGAGCUGUCGUUGAGUCCUUCGUAAGUUAUUGUGGCGGUCUGCCUGCUCCGGAGCACUCCAACAAUUCCUUGAGAUACAAGUUCUCUUGGUCGCCGAGAGGAGUACUCCUCAACACUCUUUCCGCUGCCAAAUAUCUGAGUCAGGGUCAGAUUGUGGAGAUUUCUGGAGGUGGUGAACUUAUGACAUGCCCGCGCAGUCUGGACUUCCUACCAGGAUUUGCCCUGGAGGGUUUCCCCAAUAGGGACUCUACAAAAUACGGUUCCCUUUACGGCUUGGGCAGGGAUGUACACACUCUGCUUCGUGGAACCAUCCGCUAUAAGGGCUUUUCCGAGUCCAUUAAGCCCAUGCAACUAUUGGGACUAAUUGAUCCGGAGCCGCAUGCUUUGCUGCAUCCCAGUGGUCCGGAUGUCACGUGGCGGCAGUUGGUCAUUCACCUGAUGGGCAUGUCCGACUCAAGCAUCUUCUACGAGAACCUCAAGCAGAAACUUACCGAGCGCAUAGGCGAUGUGGAUGGCAUCGAGAGCUUGGGUCUGCUGGAUGAUACUCCGGUGGUGAAGCUGAAUACUCCGCUGGAUACGCUUAGCCAUUAUCUGUCCAAGAAAUUGGCCUUUGAACGAGAUGAGCGCGAUCUGGUUGUGCUGCGCCAUGAGGUGGGCAUCCGUUGGCCCGAUGGUCGCCGGGAGGAGCGUGGCAUCAAUUUUGUGGUUUAUGGACAGCCCCAGGGUCAUUCCGCCAUGGCGAUGACGGUGGGAAAACCUGCGGCUAUUGCAGCCAAGAUGAUCCUUGAUGGUGAGAUCCAGGAACGCGGGGUCCUGCUGCCUUUCACCCCAGACAUAUAUCGACCCAUGCUGCAACGUCUGCGCUCCGAGGGUCUGACUGCCACGGAGACCUCCAGAUGGUUGAAUUAAAAGUAGUCUGAACUGAACCUAAGCACAUCCUAGGCUUAAGUUUUCAUUCCCUUUUUUUUUUGGACUGCCCACCGCGUCGGGUGAUUUUCCUUGUCUUAUUUAUCGCCCAGGUUUUUCGUUGUUCGAUAAGAGAGUCAUUACGUUAUCUUAAUACUGAAAUAAGUUUUAUGACUAGAGCUACUUGAAGUGCGUAAACAAGUUGAAGUUGUUGUCCAAAUUGUGAACUGUGUUUCCUUUACGUGAAUUAAUUACGAACUGACUGUAAAUGAUUGCCAAAUAAUAUUGAGUAAAUGCUUUAAUAUUUAUGGAAAGAAUAUAAAUUAUUGUUUCAUGUUCUGAGAUCA